GGUUAUUGAGAAGCGCAGCCAACUUUAGUCACGUCGCUGUCACGAAUUGCAAUUUUUAUAACAAAAAGAAAGAAAAAGGUUCAAUCUUUAUUUGAUUGGCCUGUAAGGUGUUCGUCAGGUUAUCAAUCCGUGUGCAAUUGGCUGGAAAUCGUAUAAAGUGGAUAACGAAAAAAUAACGCGAUUCUCUUAAUUAAAAGAAAUAUUCAAGUAGGCGCAAAUAUUUCACUUUUGUUUGGAGGUUAUUGCUUGAGAUAAAUACACACACAGACACAACAAAAACAGUGAAAAUGACUUCGCUGGACGCAAACCGUUUGCAAAACUUUAAAAACAAAGGCAAGGAUCAAGAUGAGAUGCGUCGUCGUCGCAACGAAGUCACUGUUGAACUUCGCAAAAACAAACGCGAUGAAACCAUUUUAAAGAGACGCAAUGUACCCAACAUGGAUUCGAACACAGAUGAGGAUGACCAGUUGCCCAACUCCAUCAAUUUGAAGAAACUUGCCUUGGCUGCCGCGGAUCCCUCGAAGCCAGAGCAACAGUUGGCCGCAGUGCAAGCGGCACGUAAACUGCUGUCGUCUGAUAAGAAUCCACCCAUCAAUGAUCUGAUCAACAGCGACAUAUUGCCCAUAUUGGUUGAGUGUCUGAAACAACAUAAUCACACAAUGCUGCAAUUCGAGGCUGCUUGGGCAUUGACCAACAUUGCCUCUGGAACUUCCGAUCAAACCAAUCAGGUGGUUGCCGCUGGUGCUGUUCCGCUCUUCCUUCAACUGCUGAACUCACCCGCUCCAAAUGUCUGCGAACAAGCCGUCUGGGCUCUGGGCAACAUUAUUGGAGACGGUCCGAUUUUGCGUGACUAUGUCAUCAAACAUGGUGUAGUGCAGCCAUUGCUGUCAUUCAUUAAACCCGAUAUACCCAUAUCGUUCUUGCGCAACGUCACCUGGGUGAUUGUCAAUCUGUGCCGAAACAAGGAUCCGCCACCACCAGCAGAUACCAUACAUGAAAUCCUGCCCGCACUCAAUGUGCUGAUCCAUCACACUGACACAAACAUUUUGGUCGACACCGUUUGGGCCAUCAGCUAUUUAACCGAUGGUGGCAACGAUCAAAUCCAAAUGGUCAUCGAUAGCGGUGUCGUUCCCAAGCUGAUACCACUCCUGGGCAACAGUGAGGUGAAGGUACAGACGGCAGCAUUGCGCGCUGUUGGCAAUAUUGUAACCGGCUCAGAUGAACAGACACAGGUCGUACUCAAUUACGAUGCAUUGUCCUAUUUCCCGGCGCUGUUGUCGCAUCCCAAGGAGAAAAUACGCAAGGAGGCCGUUUGGUUCCUUUCAAACAUCACCGCCGGCAAUGAGUCGCAGGUGCAGGCUGUCAUCAACGUCGGUCUGUUGCCCAAGAUAAUCGAUAAUCUGACCAAGGGCGAAUUCCAAACACAGAAGGAAGCCGCAUGGGCCAUCAGCAAUUUAACCAUUAGCGGUAGACCAGAACAAGUGUUUACACUGAUCAAGGAGGGUGUCAUUCCGCCUUUCUGCGGUUUGCUUUCGUGCCAGGACACACAAGUGAUCAACGUUGUGCUCGAUGGUCUCAAUAAUAUGCUCAAAGUGGCCGCAUCUCAUGUGGAGGAGGUUGCCAACAUCAUUGAGGAAUGCGAGGGCCUGGCUAAAAUUGAACGUUUACAGAGCCACGAGAAUGUGGAAAUCUACAAACUGGCAUACGAAAUUAUUGAAAAAUACUUCACAGAGGGCGAACAAUCUAAUCUGGCACCAACUUCCGAUGGCACAGAAUAUAAUUUUGAUCCGAAUACUGACAAAUUACCAAUGAACUCGUUCAACUUUUAACGUAAUGGAUGAGGAGUAACCAAUCUAGCAGCAGCGUACACAUCUGAAAUGUGUAUAACAAUGAUUGCAACAAUAGCAUAGCAAUAAGAUUUCGAGCGAUACUCUGUGCCCAUCAACCAUCAAAAGCAACUCUCUGACAGCAAAAAAACCAAAAAGAAAAGAAAAUAUGCACAUUCUCUAUAUGACAGCUUGGUUAUAUAUACAAUACAAUAACAAAACAAACAAACGACACUACAUUACACUAUACAAAUUCAUUGCAGCAGUUAAUUACAUUUUUAAUUUCUGUGUAUAGUAAAUUUAUAAUCGUUCAUUCAAUCUACAUAAUGCUUUAUGUAUUUGCAAAAUGUAAAUCAAAACCAAUUAUUUUGUUGAACGAUAUAAAAGCAAAGCAUGUUGGAAUUUAAACAGCUCUUUUAUAGUUAUUUAUAUUUUCAAUUUAAUCAAUUUAUUUACCUUUUCAACACAGAUAUGUAGGUCUUUCAAACUAAGUAAAUAUUUCUUUAAAUAAAAAAAAAAACAAAACAAAAAGAAACGGGCUGCAAAGGCGUUAACGAAAAUGCUGCAGUUGCAAACAAAAUGUGCUAAAACAACAGCAAAGAAAACACACAGGAAUGAAAAAAUUGUAGAACUAUUUGAUUUGUAAUGAAAAUAAUUUUAAUAUGUACGCCUUUGAUUUGUAAUGGAAAUUACAUAUACAUUUCUAACAUGAUAACGAUAAAACACGGCA
Molecule: messenger RNA, 2556 nt
Organism: Drosophila nasuta
Lineage: Eukaryota; Metazoa; Arthropoda; Insecta; Diptera; Drosophilidae
Gene: Kap-alpha3
Product: karyopherin alpha3
Biological process (GO): protein import into nucleus
Cellular component (GO): cytoplasm
Molecular function (GO): nuclear import signal receptor activity; protein binding
Source: RefSeq, a predicted model, not a curated record